Molecule: messenger RNA, 2912 nt
Organism: Fundulus heteroclitus (mummichog)
Lineage: Eukaryota; Metazoa; Chordata; Actinopteri; Cyprinodontiformes; Fundulidae
Gene: dennd10
Product: DENN domain containing 10
Exons: 9
Coding region: 246-1301 (351 amino acids)
Biological process (GO): protein transport; regulation of early endosome to late endosome transport
Cellular component (GO): late endosome
Molecular function (GO): small GTPase binding; guanyl-nucleotide exchange factor activity
Source: RefSeq, a predicted model, not a curated record
GGAAGAGGGAAGAGGUUCUGCAGAGAGAGAGAGCUGAUGGAGAAAGUCUGUUGACAGCUGAAUUUCUCCUCCAACCCGUUGACCAGACUUGUCAUGGUCGGUGUUACCGAUCAACCCAGAGUCGUUUUUGGACAUUUGACCGUUUGAGGAGCUCUGAGGUUCUUCUGGGCUCGACCUGCGUCCACAGAAAAAAAGCUCUUCUGCAGUUAACGCGUGAACUGUGACCGUCUCCAGUGGCAUGGGACAUGGCAACAACUGAGGCGCAGCUGAUGUUGAGCGUCGGACUAAUCGAGAAAGAUGUGAACGGAGACACGCUGUGGGUGUGGUGUUACCCGUCCAUCAGCCCCGAGCUGAGGCAGCUGCUGCUCAGCAAGUGCUGCCUGACCCAGGACGGCCGGGAUUUCCACACCUUUGUGUUCGGCCAGUUCAGCCGGACCUGGUACUACAUCACCACGGCGGAGGUGCAGGAGCCCACGGCACUGAAGAAGGUCUCCCAUUUCUCGAUAGCCGUGACGGCGAAGGACUUCAACCCGGAGAAGUACGCCGCUCUCAGCAGGAUACUCUGCAGGACGUACGUGAAAUACGGCAGUCCGGUGAAGAUGAUGGAGGCGUACGUCAGCGUCUUCACCAAGGGGAUCUGCCAGAACGACGAAAACGGCUCGUUUCUCAUCAAAGACUACGACGUCCGGAAGGCGUACCUGGCAGGUUCAGUCAAAGAUGUGGUGUCCCAGUUUGGCAUGGAGACCAUCAUCCUGUACACCGCCCUGAUGCUGAAGAAGAGGAUCGUGGUGCACCACCCUCGCGUCGAGGCGCUCCUGGAGUUCACCAGAGUCCUGCCCGCCCUGACGUGGCACAGGAAAGACUGGUCCGUCCUGCAUCCCUACGUCCACCUGACCGACGGCGAGCUGGAGGACCUGAGGAAAUGCCCCGGAUACGUAGCAGGAUUCGUGGACGCGGAGGUGAGCAACAGACCGGACUUGUUCGAUGUGUUUGUGCACCUCCCAGAUGGCGUGAUCACGGUGUCCCAGGGUGCCAAAGAGGCCAUGACGAUGGGGAAGCUGCACAAGGACAUCGCCCACGUCAUCGUUCAGUCCGCGCAGGACGCCGACCGCUCCGACAGCCAAGUGAUCAAGGACAUUUCCAUCAAGACCAAAGAGGUCCUCACCAACCUGUUCGCCCUGGCCGAGGCGUGCGAAGACUCCAAACUCACGCUGGACGCUCUGAAGCAGCACCGCUUCCCUCCGGCCACCGAGAACUUCCUCUUUCACCUGGCGGCCGCCGAGCAGCUCCUACGGGUGUAACCUCCAGAACCAAGCAGGAGGGGCGGAGCCAGGCGGGGAGCUUCCUGUCUCCUCAGACGCUUUUUAUUUUAGUUUUUCUGUCCCGCUUUGAAAUCUUUGAGGUGAGGAAGGGAAACGGUCCCUAGCAGCAGGUUUUUAUAUUCACAGGAGAGAGAACAGGGGGAGACGUUUUAUUUCCCCGAGGCGAGCGCGUUGAAGCUCGGCAGUACGAGGCGCUGGAAGUGAACCGACAGCUCUGGUGAGAAGGUGACGUCCAGACGUCACAGACGUGAAUGUCAUUAUUAUGGGAUUUUAACCGUUUACCUAAAGCAUCCCAGGGUGGAAGGACUAUGUGUCGUGCAACUUUAUUUCCUGCCAGCACACAAGUUUGAAUUUAUGGGUUUUCUCCAUUAAAAUAUACAUAAAAGCUUAAAUAUAUAUUUAUUUAGCAAGUUGCAGCUCACCUACAGGCUUUAUGGCAGCAACAGGCUUCUGGUUCAUGCUGCCUGGAUAGCUGAGCGCCGUUCUUGAAAGAAUCGUUCCUUUUAAUCAUGUUUCCUUGGACUGACUGACGGCCAUCUUUAAUCUUCCAUAAGGCUGAGGUUGGGGGUCGAUCCAGAAGAUUAAAUGUUGCCCUGGGUCGGUAACUUAACCCCAGGUCGCCUGUUGAUCUGUGUAUCAUGUAAAUGUGGCUGUAGGGUGAAGCGUUCUGAUUGGUCGAUAGGAGUAGAAAGACGUUUAAAUUUAGGAAACUUAGUAUAUGAAGUGAAUUUGUCUGCCUUGCAUUAUAACUAAGUCUGUAAGACUGGAUUUGUUUGAUCUGCUGUUAUAUUUAGGGACAUGAAGCAGACCCGUCUGUAACGUGCCUUCAGAUGGCAAUUGCUGUGAAUUGGCACAAUAUAAAUGAACUGAAAAAUCUAAUUUAUCGUGUCAGUUGUGAUUGCUGAUUAUAGCCGUGGACAGUUUGGAGAAAUCAAUUAAGCUAACAGUCGUGUUUUUGGACUGUGGGAGGAACCUGGAGAACAAGACAACGGCAUGCAGCAAGGCCUCGGGCCGGGAUUCAAACCCAGGACCUUCUUCCUGCAAGGCAUCAGAGCUGCUAUCUGCACCAUUUUGCAGCCCAUUAACAGUUUUAGGUGAAUGUAUGUUUAUAUCUGGGCCCAUAUGGAUAAUUAUGACCCUUUUGAGGACAAAUCAAAAUCCACAUUUCAAACUUUGCUGCCAACUUAGUUUAAAGUUGUUUGACGCAUCGUCAUCCAAACCUGGGAAAAACAGCGGUUUAGAUAAAUAAGCAGGUAAAACAAAUCUGAAAUUCAUGUUUGUCAUGAGUUGACCUGACAGGAAUUGAACCCACAGCUGGAACAGCGCCGCUGGCGGCUGUCUGGGUGGCUUUAGGUAAAACACCUGUGGCCUUAAGAGCGACCGCUACAGCUGGAACAAUAAUUGGCUGUCGUCGUCCCGUCCUCCAUCUUUUAAGAGGAGCCUCUGUUUGUUUUUUACCUCCACCGCCAUCGCUCUGCUCGCUCCACCUGGACCGACAUUUCCUACAUUCCAGCUGGUUGCUCGAACACACCACAGCCUCGCCGAUAAAGAUCCCCACGUCACCAGCUCUGAUUGUCAAAUUGAGUUAGU